Molecule: messenger RNA, 667 nt
Organism: Drosophila miranda
Lineage: Eukaryota; Metazoa; Arthropoda; Insecta; Diptera; Drosophilidae
Exons: 1
Coding region: 82-531 (149 amino acids)
Source: RefSeq, a predicted model, not a curated record
AGUAGCAUCAGUUGUCUCUCGAGCAUCAAUUAAGCCUUUUAUAACUCAAGCAAUUUCCCAAAAUUCACCAACAAUAUCAAUAUGACAAUGCUAAUUGUUUCUGUGCUCAGUGUCCUGGUCGUCUUGGCCCGGGGAUCGCAACUUCCUUCCGCUGGACAAGUAUCAGCCGUGGGAUCUCGUAACUCAGGUGUCGCUUCAUCUGGCUAUGGUGGUAUCUCUGCUGCUUCUCCAGGGCGCUAUCGACCUGUCCUUGGAUCAGCUGUUCCCCAGCCUCAACGUUCAGUGACCGCCCAUGGAUCAGUUCUUCCAUCUCCAUCCGUCGCUACCACUCGUCGUGUGUCUGGAUCCCGUAAUCCUGCCCUUUCAGUCGCUGCUCCUCGCCAACAGGCUUCUGGAUCCUACCAACGGGCUGCUGCUGGGCCAGGCAUUGCCGUUCGCCCUCGUCUGACUGCUGCACCAGUUUCACCCAUUCGUCAGCCUCAGGUUGCAUCUGGUAAUGUCCACAAGAAUCGCAACCAGAAACCCUACUAAGACAGCCUGGAACCCAUUGAACCGAACUGCCAAGCAUUAUAUGUUUCUUAAAUAUUAAUUGCAAAUAAAAUACAACUGUACUUACAUGAGAUGAAAUCGUGAAAUAGAAUAUAACUGUAAACAGACCCAAAAGGUA